UACUCUAAUAAGCAAUUCGAGAAGAAGAAGAAGAUUCACGAAUCCCAAUCCCAAUCCUUUACCCGCGAAAAAACCGAAAGCUUCCUUCUCAGUCAAAACCCUAGCUCGCUCGGCCAUGGCCGGACACGGCCAAGCCUCGGCGUCGACGUCGAACGCGUUCUCGUUCAUAUCCAAGGGGUGGAGAGAAGUGAAGGACUCGGCGGACGCGGAUCUCCAAUUGAUGAAGGACCGAGCCAACUCGUUUAAGAAUCUGGCGACCUCGUUCGACCGCGAGCUUGAGAACCUGUUCAACUCGGCGACCGGAAUCCGGCCGUCGUCGUCGUCGGAGAUCGACUUCGUGAAGAAGCUGCAGCCGAAGCUGGUGGAGAUUCGGCGGGCGUACUCGUCGCCGGACUUCAGCAAGAAGGUGCUGGAGAAGUGGACGCCGCGGUCGACGAUUCGGAUUGAUUUGUCGGCGAUUAAGAAUGCGAUAGUGGCGGAGGUGGAGGAGAGGGAGGGGAUGACGGAGUUUGAUAGGAUUAAGCGGAGGAGGAGUUUGAAGUUUAGUGAGUUUUGGGGGGAGUGGAAGAGAGACGGUGAGGAUGAAGAGAAGCAGUCCAGGAAGGAUUGGGAGCCGAUUCGGGUGUUGAAGACUAGAUUGAAAGAGUUUGAGAAGCGUGAGUUUCUUGGUGGGUUUAAGAACAGUGAGUUUGUGGAGAAAGUCAAGUCCAGCUUGAAAUCAGUUUACAAGGAUGCUCAGGAGUCACAGGCUGUGCCACCACUAGAUGCGGCAGAACUUUUGGCGAGUUUGGUUAGGCAAUCUGAACCAUUUCUGGAUCAACUUGGCAUUAGAAAAGAUGUAUGUGAGAAAUUAGUGGAAAGCUUGUAUAGUAAACGCAAGAAUUACUUUCUGUUGAACUCGCUUUCUUCUGGAGUGUCAUCUGUUCUAGAGGGUGAAAUCGUUAAUGAUGAAUUAGAUACGAGGAUAGCUUCUGUCCUGCAAAGUACAGGGCAUUCUUACGAUGGUGGAUUUUGGACAGACCAUGCAAAGCAUGAUCCAUCCGACCAGAAACGGCAUGUUGCAAUAGUUACAACUGCUAGUCUUCCUUGGAUGACAGGAACUGCAGUGAAUCCACUUUUUCGAGCUGCAUAUCUUGCACAGUCUGCAAAACAAAAUGUUACACUGUUAGUUCCAUGGCUGUGUGCAUCAGAUCAAGAACUUGUAUAUCCUGGCAAUAUCACUUUUACUUCACCAGAAGAGCAGGAAAUUUACAUCCGUAACUGGCUUGAGGAAAGGAUUGGCUUUAAGGCUGACUUUAAGAUCUCCUUUUAUCCAGGGAAGUUUUCCAAAGAAAGGCGAAGCAUUUUACCUGCUGGAGACACUUCUCAGUUCAUUCCAUCCAAGGAUGCUGACAUUGCUAUCCUGGAAGAACCAGAACACCUGAAUUGGUACCAUCAUGGCAAGCGAUGGACUGAUAAGUUUAACCAUGUUGUUGGUGUUGUUCAUACAAAUUACUUGGAAUACAUUAAGCGAGAGAAGAAUGGAGCUCUUCAAGCAUUCUUUGUGAAGCACAUAAACAAUUGGGUUACAAGAGCAUAUUGUGACAAGGUUCUUCGCCUUUCAGCUGCCACACAGGAUUUACCUAAGUCUCUGAUCUGCAAUGUUCAUGGUGUGAAUCCCAAGUUCUUGAAAAUUGGUGAGAAGGUAGCCGCAAAAAAGGAAACUGGAGAGAAAGCAUUUUCAAAUGGAGCAUAUUUCUUGGGAAAGAUGGUUUGGGCAAAGGGAUACCGCGAAUUGGUAGAUUUGUUGGCUAAGCACAAGAGUGACCUUGAUGGCUUCAAGGUGGAUGUGUAUGGGAAUGGAGAGGAUGCCAAUGAAGUUCAGAGUACAGCUAAGAGUUUGGAUUUGAAUCUGAACUUUUUAAAAGGAAGGGACCAUGCUGAUGAUUCUCUUCACGGGUACAAAGUCUUCAUAAAUCCCAGUGUUAGUGAUGUGCUUUGCACGGCUACUGCUGAAGCGCUUGCAAUGGGAAAAUUUGUUAUUUGUGCAGACCAUCCGUCAAAUGAGUUUUUCCGAUCAUUUCCUAAUUGCUUGACGUAUCAAACAUCUGAGGACUUUGUUGCCAAAGUAAAAGAAGCAAUGGAAAAUGAUCCUCAUCCCCUUACUCCAGAGCAAAGAUAUAAUCUUUCAUGGGAAGCAGCCACACAGAGAUUCAUGGAGUAUUCUGAGCUGGAUAAAGUUUUGGAUAAGGAAACAAAUGUUAGAAGAUCAAGCAGAGGUAAGGGAAAGGGAAUCUCAAAGUCUGCAUCCAUGCCUAGCCUAUCAGGUAUGGUUGAUGGAGGAUUGGCAUUUGCCCACUAUUGUCUCACCGGGAAUGAAUUUCUUAGAUUAUGCACUGGGGCAACCCCUGGAACCCGUGACUACGACAAGCAACAUUGUAAAGACCUCCGUCUCUUGCCUCCUCAGGUUGAAAACCCUAUUUACGGCUGGUAAUAGUAGAUUAGCAGUCCAUCAGUAUUCCAUGUGUAUAAUAGUAAUACCUGCUAUGCUUAGGUAGAAGGCUGGUUUCUUGUCUACAUCAGUAUGCAUUAUUUAAGCACGUAUUUUUGUAGAUAGCCAGGUCCAAGUUUUGUGGUCUUCGUGUUAAUCCAUAGGAAAUAAUUGCCAGUAUAUAGUUUUUCAUUUUGAAGUUGCACUUGCUAAACUUCGCUGUACUGAUGAAGAUGCCGGCUAAAAGCCGGAGUAACUUGUUUGAAUCUCGUCUACUCGAUGAAUUAGUUCAGUUUGGCAUUUUACAUUGUGAAUUAGUUCACUUGUGAUAUCCUACAAUGUUGUCAUAUUCACAUUUUCACUGCUAAGUGUAAUAGGACUCGACAGUUAUGCUGAUGUAAUUAUGUAAAGCAUCACUCCAUCGAUCUCAGUAACUUGCUUUAAAUCUUAAUUUCCAUGCACCUUUC
Molecule: messenger RNA, 2937 nt
Organism: Fragaria vesca subsp. vesca
Lineage: Eukaryota; Viridiplantae; Streptophyta; Magnoliopsida; Rosales; Rosaceae
Product: digalactosyldiacylglycerol synthase 1, chloroplastic-like
Exons: 7
Coding region: 116-2473 (785 amino acids)
Biological process (GO): galactolipid biosynthetic process
Cellular component (GO): chloroplast outer membrane
Molecular function (GO): digalactosyldiacylglycerol synthase activity
Source: RefSeq, a predicted model, not a curated record